AGUCUUGCCAAUGUGACAGUCUCCAUGUGACCAUAGACGCCAGUGUUUGUUUUAUGAGAUUAAACCAAAGCAAAUGUGACUCUUACUUUCUUGUGAUAAGUUCACAAUUCGCUGUUUAACACCAGUACGACAGUCUCUGUCUGUAAUAGGUUUGAGACACGAGUCUAUACACCAGGCCAACGAAAAGGAAUGAAAUUAAUAACGUGAGUAUGACUUUGUUGCGUGUGUCAAGUUCGGGGGCUGCUGUAACGACUUUAUUGAACCAACACAGAUCAUUACGGGUGGGAACUGUACAAUUUCCUGCGUUGACAAGGUAGGCGGAGUAUUGGUGACAGAGACGAUCGCCUUUCUGUUUUGAGUGCUAAUUUUCCGACUUCACACUUCUUGUCAUUCUCCACAGUCUCCAGUUGGUAGUCUCACUGCCGCUUGUUUAGACUCCAAGGGGGCAGCUAAACAAUGUCAACCCGGGAAUUAGUGACAAGGGAACUUUUGCUACGUGAGAUCGUUAUUCAAGGAGGAGCUUCGCGCGGAUUGAUGACUCCACCGCGGUUGGCGGAUGGAUGAAAAGCGCGCGAAAAGAAGGGACCAAAAAUUAUUUAGUCAUCGCGAUUACUCGAUGAAUGUGAUCUUUAGUUCGUCUGCUCAGCCGAUCGCGUCUUAGCUUGUGCCUUAUUCCCUCCCAAGACUCGGAGUGCUUCGCACUAUGACUUCAUAACUGUGAUAUUUUCAGAAAAGUGACAAAUAAACAAUCACUGACUAUUGUUUUUCAGCGAGAUUAUGACGAAUGACUUGUUAACUGCCAAUCAUUUUUUUUUUCAAAGGCAUGAUUGGAAUGCGACAGCUUUUUGACAGUUAACUUUACUUUACUGAUAUCUUCAGCAUCUUGGAACCCUACAGCUCUCUUGCCGGUCCCCACUGUUCCUGAAAAUUGCACAUCACUCUUGGAUUAUAACGAGAAGAAGGACGUCUUUUUAAGGACCUAGGUAGCUCUAUGUUGUCAGUUAUGUGUCAAAUUACCUUUGGAGGGAAAUGGACUUAACAUUCAUCGGGUCAUCAUGAGCUGAUGUAAGCGGAGUAAUUGUGUUUUGGCUUGUCCGAUAUUUGCCUGGCGCUUCAUCGAAUUUCCUGUCUUCACAUUAACCCCUGUGGACCUGCCUAUUUCCAAUUUAAGACAUCGGAAGUUUCUUUUCGUUCUUAUUAUGUAAGAUGAUUUAGCAGCUAACGAAUGUAAAUGCGGCAUUGUGUCUUUGAAUCCUAUGCAUUGAUUGUGUAUACAAAUAUCAAGGACUGAUGUAGUAUUUUUCAGUGACGGAUGCUAUUAUUUAAAUGAGUAUAUAAAAAAAAUCAGUAGUGUCUUGUAAAAACAUAUCUUAAAAAAUGGAGAACAAUAGUCGAAGUGUCGACGGUGAUUUGGAUAGCCUCGUCAUCAAAAUGGACGACGAAUGCGAGUUCAAUGGAGAUCGCGACGUUGAAAAGGAUGGCUACGGCGACCUCGACAACGAUGGCGUCGUCGAUGACGCCGACGAGACAGGGCCUGGACCAACUCCGAUCAGUACUAUUAGCACAAGACGGGAGAUAAACCAACACGACCACGACUGCAUACCGGUGGAGAAAAUUGAAAAUUACACGGACAUGGUCUUCGCGCUUUGUUUGACAGCUUUGAUAUUUCCAUUAGCGACCUCAACGAACCAUUAUGAAGUAGCAGAGGAUUUGAGAGACAUCCUUGCCCAAGAGUUCGCCAACAUCGUGGUUUACGCUGGAUCGUACAUCAUGCUACUAUCUGUAUGGCAACAACAUUGCUGGGUUUUUGCAGGAUUCGAACAAAUAGGGGAUACGAUCUCUAUCUUGAAUGUGGUGUUUCUUUUGUGUGUCAGUUCACUGCCGUACUUCGCAUCCUUUAUGGCAUCUCAUCGGAGCACCCCACUCUCUGUGCAGCUUUUUGCGUUCAGUCUUAUGCUCAUUGGGCUCACAAUGGCAGUGAUUGUAGCUUUCGCAUACAGGAAGAAAAAGAUGCUGAUUCGCGAGUUUCGUCAGAGGAGAUAUAAACCUUCGCUUGUGGAGUACCUGUUAGCCUUUGGUAUUCACUCGUUAUUUUCAGCAUUAGCAGUGGCGGUUUCACGUCAGAGUGUUCUAGCGUCGUACAUCUUUCUUUUAUUCGUUAUAUUUGCUGGAUCGAGUUCAGCGCUCUGCAUGGCCCUUUAUAAGUACUUGUUCGUUGGUUCUAAGCAGCAUCGUAAGUUAUGGAAGCAGUUUUGGGCUCGGCUCUCAGCCCGACCCCUCCCUAAGACAAGAAUAAUAGCUCUUAUGGAUGGAGUCUUCGCAGUCGUUGGAAUGCUCAUAAUGCUAAAUUUAAUAGGCGAGAUGGCGCCGCAUCACAAGCUGGAUGCAUCGAGGAGCUCUCGACCCCUCGACUCUCGGCUCAAAGUCAUUCUGUUUCAGGAGAGAGAAGUUCUCUUGGCUCACGGGGCAGCCUUUGUGUCUACAGGAAUGAUGUGGUAUAUACACACCAUGAUUUCUAAUCAAGUCGAAACGAUAAGUAGAUAUAUGCGGAUCGCUUUGCAAUUGAUGAUGAUUAGUCUUGGUCUGACGCCAUACAGCUUUAGGCUUCUCAUCAGAUAUUCAAAAUCAGCAAGAGAAGAGAAAUCAUUACGUGAGAAUGAGGAUACUACAAUUAUGUUUCAUUGUGGCCUUUUGAUUUGUGCAUCGGGAAUGCAACUGAUCUAUUGGAUUUCCGCCCAUUGGAAAAGACAUAGGCAUCGUGUUCAUCAGAUCCUUGGGGUACAUCAUGUAAAAUCAUUGACCCUGUUGCUGGUUUUCCCUAUACUCAACUUGACACUGUUUCUAAUGGUGUUAAAACCGGGAACAGUAACUUCCAUGACAGUAUGGAGGGUUCAGUCUGGUUCGGUGCUUAUUUUCCUGGCUGUAAAAAUGGUGUUCGAAAUUUACACUUAUGUUUCAAGACGAUCUCCACCACCCAAGUAUGAAUCGCAAACCUCGAGGGAUGAGGAUCUCGUUAAACUUGAAAGCAAGACAUGCACUUGUGACCGCGCCGCCAUCAAGAAAGCCAAGAAGAGCAUCAAAGACGUGACACGAACUUCUGGCAUCGCUGUAAUAUUCCAAGAUAACCAUGACAACGGUGAAGCGUAAGAAUGACGUCAUCGCGACGGAUUGGGAUU
Messenger RNA from Lytechinus variegatus (green sea urchin), 3176 nucleotides. RefSeq names its product endosomal/lysosomal potassium channel TMEM175-like (gene tmem175). The coding region runs from base 1378 to 3147 and encodes 589 amino acids. The record is from RefSeq and is a predicted model, not a curated record. Lineage: Eukaryota; Metazoa; Echinodermata; Echinoidea; Temnopleuroida; Toxopneustidae. Gene Ontology annotation, cellular component: endosome; lysosome. The transcript has 21 exons. Gene Ontology annotation, molecular function: potassium ion leak channel activity; proton channel activity.